GCCCGCGGCGGCAGGCGCGGGGCUGCCGGGCGCGCCCGAGGGCGGCGCCGGCGGGGCGGCCGCGGCAGCCUCGGCGGGCUCGGCGGCCGAAGUCGCCCAGGCCGCCGACGCGUGCGAGGACGCCGUGGCGGGCGACAACUGCACGGACAACGCGAUGUGGGCGAUGCUGCGGGCUUCUCGGAGAAGCCCGAGUGGUACGCCGAGCUGGCGCCUGGGGCCUUCUUCCGGGACUUCCAGCGGCACCUCGGCCGGGAGGGGCUCGGCGGCUGCAGGGCGCCGUGCGAGGUCGAGGCGAAGGGGACGCCAACGAUGUUCUGCGUCACGCUGAUGAUGCCGUCCGGCGAGGAGCCAGCGCUCAUGGCGGCCCUGCUGGAAAACGGCCUCGGCGCUUUCUCCUGCGACGGGUACGCCGUCAUCAGCAACGAGAACAUCACGCUGGAGGGCGGCUCCGCGGGGGCCGUGGCCACAGACGUCAUGCCUGGCCCCUUGGACUGCCCAAUCGGUGGGCAGUACCAGGUGCGCCUGAACAAGGACGUCUUCGUCCGCUUCUGGAACAAGGUUGCUCGCGACCCGAGGGCUUUCAACUACGACUGGGUGGUGAAGCUGGACGCCGAUGCGGUCUUCCUCGUCGACCGGAUGCGCGGGUUGCUCGGCUACCUGUUUCCGGAGGACGGUGGGCGGGCGGUCGGCAAGAGCGCUUUCCUGAAGAAUUGCAAGUACACCAUGUACGGAGCCGUCGAGGUGGUGUCGCGGUCAGCCCUCGAGAGUUACGCGAGGGACCUCAUGGACGGCAGCCCGGUCUGCUCCUCCGGGGGCGCGGGCGACUCGAUCGUGGAGGACAGGUACCUCAACGAAUGCAUGAAGCAGCUCGGCGCUGCCAAGGUGGAGGCACUGAGCGCCCUUCAGGACGCGGCCUGCCACGACCCGCACUGGGGGCCGGGCUUCUCGUGCGCGGACGGCGAGCACGCGACCUUCCACCCGUUCAAGGACGCUGAUAGCUACCUCAGGUGCUACGGCGAGGCCUCUGCGCAGCGCUGAGCGGCGGCAGCCACCACGGCGCAGGCGGCGAGAAUGCGACUUUUCACCCGCCCAGGGGCGCCGACAGCUGCCCCCGGUGCUGCGGCAAAGCCACUGGCGCAUCGCUGAGCGGCGGCCGCAGUCGCGCGGGCGGUGAGCACCCCGCACCCGUGCCAGGACGCCCCGUCGUGCGCCGUGGCGAAGCCACGGCGCGGCUCUGGUGCGCGCGCUCCGUGCCAGCCGUCGAGGGGCGCCAGCACCGAUCCUGGCGAGGCCAACCCUGGGCCCAGGAUCGGUGCACGUCUGCCUUCCUGGCCGGGCGGGGAGGGCGCGGGCACGGGUCCCGGGCCCGGGCCUGCCCAGGGCCGCGCUGGAUCGGCGAGGGUGUGUGGUUGGCUUCCUCCGGACCUGGGGCCGGUGCCGCCGCCCGACCACUUGCCCCCCCGCUCUCUCUCUCUCUCUCUCUCUCUCUCUCCAGCGACACUACCUGGCGCUGGUGGGGCUCUGGUGCGCGCCGAGCGCGCACUCAAAUUCACGGUGGCCAAAUGGUCAGAAGUCAGGUACUGAAGGCUCCGUGCGGUCAUGGACGAGAAGGCCCGACCUAUCCGCAGUAGUUCUGGAGCCCCCAGAGCAGCCGCCCAGGAGAUGAAAAGCGAUCUCUUGGAACUGGUUGGAAUGUGUUUCCUCCUCCUCCUCCUCCUCCCCCUCCUCCUCCUCCUCCUCC
This is a messenger RNA of Prorocentrum cordatum, 1741 nucleotides long. NCBI's taxonomy places the organism in Eukaryota, Dinophyceae, Prorocentrales, Prorocentraceae. The record is from the annotation of a GenBank genome assembly.